Molecule: messenger RNA, 33961 nt
Organism: Cinara cedri
Lineage: Eukaryota; Metazoa; Arthropoda; Insecta; Hemiptera; Aphididae
Source: the annotation of a GenBank genome assembly
UAAAACUUAUACCUAAUUUUAAAUGUACUUAAACUAAUUGAUUUAUGGUAUAUUCCUUGAAAAACGGUUAACAAAGGUAAUAAAAGUGUGAACGAAAAAUCAAUUACUAAGUAUUCACAGGCGCAAUUUGGAUUGACACGUUUUGUAUAGUACACUUAAUUAUAACUUUUGGCUUUUCGGGCCUCGGAAAUCCCAAACAUAAAACGAGAACAAAAAUGUACACAUUAAAAAGUAUAUUUUAAAAACUUAUAAAUUAACAAACAUGAUAUUAUACAAAAGAAAAGAAAAUAUUUAAAAUUUAAAAAAAAAUUUUAAUGACAUUAAUAAGCAAACUACGAAGUACCCUCAAAUAUUCCGUGAACUUCAAAGUAUCCCCAAAUAUCCUUUGUUUAAUAUAUUAUCCCGUACACAAAUUAUCCAAAUUUAAAAUAUUUGCAUAGAUUUACUAGAUAGUUACACCUAAAUGUUAUUUUGUGUGCAUAGAUAAUAAUGUUGUAAUCAAUUUGUUAUUCAGUGAAUCAAGUUUAAAUUUAUGUUGAUAUUCGUUAAAACGCGCGAAUAAUAUUGGAAUAUUAUACAAUUUUCAAUUUCAAUUUCUCAAUACAUAUUAUGUUUAACCAAACUUGGCUUAGAAUCAAUUUCCGUUUGUAACGAUUUAUCGUUGCGUACAGAUGUAAAUUAAUCACCUUCCCGAAUAGUGGGCCUGCGGAACCCUGAGAAUAGGAUUACUUUGGAUAGUGAAUAUUUGAAUGAGAAUUAUUUUAUUGAGGGUGUGAUAUUUUUAGAGGAAACCGGUCAUCGCAUAUUAAAUUAAGCCAUAAGCCCAAAAUAUAAAAUAAAUUUUGAUCUUUAUUCAAUUACCUAACAUUUAUACCCGAAAGCACUUACCAUUUUUCCAAAUUGCGUCUGCGGCUUUAUUUCCCGCAGCCGAUGAAUGUUUUGCGUAUUAUAUUACUACUAUUAUUAUUGUUAUUAUCAAAUAUAUUUUAGUUGCAUUUUUUUUAUUUUUUUUUUUUUUGUCAAGUACUUGUCCUAAUUGGUUUUUCUUCGUUUGUGUUUAAAUUAUGUUUCAGUGAGUUUUGUUGCUUCAUUCUAUUGGGUUUCUUCUUUGGUGGUUGCAUGCAGACAACAUUUUUUUAUUUUAUUUUAAUUCCACAUAAUAUAAGUAACAUAAUAUUUAAGGUCGAGUCACAGCUAUGCAUCGGAGUAUUUUUUAACGCAGCUCUAACUUAUAUUCUCAACAUAUUCUAAAAUAAUAAUUAUUUUGUAAAUAACGACGGAAAAAAAUAUAUUAUUAUGUACCUGUAAAUAAACUAUUUAUUACGGAAUUAUGUGUUUUGUAACAUUAAAACUUUCUUAUUACGGCGGUAUACAUCCUUUAUAGUUUUAAUGAAAAAAACCUGUUUUUAACUGUUUAAUUGAUAAUUAAUGGACAAACUUUAAAAUAAACAGCGGAUUAUUUAUUAAAAAAACAAAAAAAAAAAAACAUAUUUAUUUAGACCUCUCCAUCUUGUCCUUUAAACGAUUUCCGUCCGACGAAGUGGCUCAGUGAUGUUAGGAUUUGUUUGUGCAACGAAAGACGACCGACGAUCGACUGCGGAACGAAAACAAAACGGUAUAACAUCGAAAUGAUUUUUCAAAUUUUUUUUAUAAUUACGUAAAUACUAAUAAUUUUGUAUUGCCCACGUGUAACCAUGGAAAAUAUCGCAAUAAAAAAACUACCAACCACGACUGUGUAAAAUUAAUUGCACAUAUGGUGUGUUUAAUAUAGGCCUGCACGAUAGUCAUUCGUAAUAUUCGGUAAUCUAUUGUUUUGAAAUAAUCGAUUAUAUUAGAUUAAUCGCUAGUAUUUAUCGGUGGUUUGAUACUAAUGUUGAUAAUCGAUAGUUUUGGUUCUUUCUAACGAAGUGUUGUUGUUGAAAUGACGGUAAUAUCAUAGUAUUGUCAUAUAUGUAAAAAAAAUAUUAUUAAUGUUAUCGGUGUUAUCAAUAUGUCACAGUCGAUUAUCGAUACUAUUGUGUAGUAAUACAAAAAAAGAGUAAAUAAGGGGGGGGACAAUAAUAUGAUAAUAAAAAAAAUAAUGUGUAAAAUGAACGUGGUGGGUUACUUUGAUACCUAUGUUAAAUCUGGUAUUUGAAUCACUACCUUCUUCCUGCUGUUCGGAGGGAUACGGGGUCUUGAGUCCCAGAAUAAUGACGAUACCAAUAAAUUGAAACUAUAAUUAUUUUACCUGCCUACGGUAAUUGAACGCUAGGGUUAUACAUCGUAGGUGUCCUCACGUGAUCCCAGGACUGCUGGGCGGCAGUGACAACUCAAUUGAAACAGGAUAAUUUAACUAAUUAACACUUUCCACCUGUAUGCUCUCAGAUACGAAUGUUAAAGUUUAAACUAGGAUAGAGAAAGGGUUGAAAAACUAAAAUAAAUAUAAAAAAAAAAUUGAACACAAUUGCAACAUAAAUAAUAACUUUGAAAUUCGGACACUUUUUCAAAACGAACGCUUUGGUGUACACUAGCUGUACACUAAUGUACACUUUAGGCUAAGACGAGCAGACCGAAUAUUAACAGAUUGUACGCGCGAGCGACGAACGAUGUGAAACAUUUUCGAAUCGGAUCAAAUAUCGAAUAUAUAAACGUUUAUCGCGGAUGUAAUUUACGAGGGUGAAUUUCUGAAAAAAAAAACUCAACUCUCCGAAGUUGUAUUCAUCUGUGAUUUUUUCAUAGAAAUUUAUUUAGAUUUUUAUUCAUAUUAGAUUUACUACAUUGUGUAGAUUGACCUCAAUGCAAUAAUAUGCAAAGGUACCUACGUUUAAAGAGUAGGCAUACUUUUCUUUUUUCAUUCUUUAAAUAUUGGUAUUGAUAAAGCGAGAGUAAGAGAGUAAACGAGUGUUUUUGUGUGUAUUUGUCUUGGCUGUUUGAGCACACCAAUAGUUUAAAGCAAAUUUGGUUUUUACGAUGUAAAUGAUAAAUAAUGUAAACUAUUUUUUUUUUCUGCUACGCGAUAGACGUUUUUAAAUGUAAAUGUAAAAUAAUAUAACAAAAAUAUUAUUGAAGUCGUCUAAGACUUAACAUUUACGUUUUUAAUUGUAUACAUUAUUGUAUAGUUGAAACUGCUGAAGGGGUAAUGAAAUCACGUUUCGCAAAAAUAAACGUUUGUAAAAUUAUUAAACGUCACAUUUUCAUUUACGACUAUGUAGUCUCAAAUAUCGAAUUGAAUCACGAAUAUUCUCAGACCUUUUUCGUUAUUAAAAAUGUGACUAAUUAUUGUGUAUAAUUACCUUGGUAUGAAUUGUUUGUUAUAUGUACGAUAAAACCAAUGAUGAUUUCGAUCGUAUUGCAAAUGGAUAUGCCGUAUCAAUCAUAUUGCUGAAACAAAAAUAUAAACCAUUUAAUAAUUUAUAUAAUAAACUAUUUGAUAAAUCUUCAAUUUUAGUAAAAUACCGAGUACCUUUUUUUGUAUUUAAAAGUACGUAGAGCGAUUAACACAAAAAGAAGAUAGGGAAUAGGGUACAAUAGCCAUGGAUUUAUGUUACUGAAAUUUUUUUUUAUAAAAUACAAACAUUUUAUUUUAUUUAACUAUAGUCUAAAUUUUUUUUUUUUGCCAUUAAUAUCUCUUAUAUCUGAGGAUCGAAAAAAUAAAAUGAGUAACGAAAAAAAUGCAAUAUAAAAAUAUAACAAAUUCCCGUUGUGAUGCGAUAUGUGCAGGAAACACCCAGUGCAGGUUUCCCUAUUGACGUAUUAUUUCUUGAGGUGAAAACUAACGAAGUGACAUGUCCUCAAAUACACAUUUGGACAUUUCGACGUUGAACAUUUACAAACAAAAAAUUAAAAUUCAUAAUUUUCGUAUCGUAAACUAUUAUUUGUAAUUACUCGCUGAUAUAAACCUCAAGAUCAGUAAUAUGCUUUAUGGCCUGCUAUAAGACAUAUUAAUAUGUCUUACGUUUUUCUCAAAAGGAGGAAUUUGUUUAACAAAGUUUUGAGCUUAAAUAAAUAUCUGUCAACGGCAUCAAUCUAACUCAGGGGUCUCCAACCCAACCUAACCAUUUUGAACCGGCCUGCUUAGUUAAGUAAUGUAUUAUGUGAGUUUAAAUUAAAUAUUGUAAUAGGUUAUGAUAUUUUCUUUUUUUUUGCUGGUUUUGUACUGCGAUGACGAAGCGUAUCGGCUUGUCGUAAAAAAAAAAGAUGAGAAAUCCCUUAUAUGACUUUUUCUAUCGAGAUAUUUUAAUUAUCAACGAAUAUUUAACAUUUAAUUUUUAACUAAGUUAUUAACUUUUAAAUUAAGUCGUGUAACGUGGAGGGGGCCCUUUAAAAAAUUGAUUUAAUUCCAAGUUUUUUCGUCUAAGAAGGCCAAUAAAGCAAAUUUACGUUGUAAUAGUUUUUAUAAAAAGUCGAGCAUUAAUAUGAGAUUAAAAAAAACCAAAAUAAAUUGAUUAAUUUAGGUGCACGUAAAAAGAAAAUAUCGUAGAAAUAAUAAAAAUUCGCUUAUUUUAUAUUUGUUUUUACAAAUUAUGACGUUAUAUCACGCCCGGUGUGUAUAAUAUUUCAAUAUUAUUGUACAUAUAUUUUCGCAUUUCGUUACCACGGUUACUGAACGCUUUGUUGAUUGUAUACAAAUAUUUUAUUUAGAACCUAUCUAUUAUGUGAACGCACGAUUGUGACCUUAUAGUGAAAAAUAAUCAUCAUAAAACCUGAAGUAAAAAAAACCUAGUGAAAUAAUUGCAAUAGAAAUUCACUCGGGUUUAUAGUAUGUACACAAAACAAUAUUAUAUAGAGUCACUAAGAUAAUUUAUGACGUGCCGUCUCUUUAAAAUGUCUUAUCGUUUUCACUCGUGUUUUCUUUAUUAGUUGCAAUUUGUUCGUGGAACGUUUUCUAUGUAUAUCCGAUUUAAUAAUAAAAAAAAAAAUGUGUGUAACUUUAACUUACUUUUCUGCGUGCCACGCGUUUAUACUCGAAAUGCGAACAACGAUUUGCUGUGGUAAAUCGUUAAAGUAAUCAGUCAAUGUAAUUGUUUCUUGUUCCGUUCCGACGUUUAAAAUAACGACGAAGGUCUCGUGACCUUCCAAUUUUCUGUCAACGAAAAAAAAACGAUUUUCACGUUUAACAUAGGUAACUAUUACUAUUUUUAAAAACAAAAAUACAAUUUAUUAUCCACCGUGAUGACAAUAUCUUCCAUAAUGUUAAAAAAUGCAAAACUAAAAAAUAAUCAAAAAAUAAUCUAUUUACCUUGUAAAAACCAACACCCAAUCUGUAACAGAGAACAUCUUGAGAUCUCCCAAAGCUAUUGUCGGCAACGAUCGGAGUUGCACUAGCGUUUUGUACGUCUGAUAAUGACUUCUAUUACAAGCCUUUUGGAAAGCCAUAUUGAGAUACCAAUGGUUGCUGUUUACCGGUAGCCACGUGAAUUUUGACACCGAAAACCCUUAAAUGCGAAAAAUGCGUUUAGAGUUUAAUCAUCAGCAGUGUUGUGUUUCAUCUACAUGGGUGGGUAACUUGUACUUAUAUAUUCUGUAUAUCUUUCAUCUCAUCUCGACACCUAGAUAAAUCUUUUCAAAUUGUGAUUUAUAAAUUUAUUAGGCAUUAGGUAUUUAAUUUAUAUUAUUAUGGUUUAGUAAAUUAAUUUUUAAGUUUUAUUAAUUGCACAAUAUUAUUGAAAUCUAGACAUUUACCAAAUCAGGUACACUUAGCUUAUAUUGUAUAUAGCUUUAUGCUAUGGAAAUGGGCAAAAUUAUUAUUAUUUUUUUAAUCUAUAUAAAAAAAAACUGCUAAUUAUUUAUCUUAAUUUAGAUAAUUUAAUUGUUAUAUAUUCUUUACCUUUACCUAGAUAAUUUAUUUUAGCAAUUAUCUUUCAUCGUAAUCUAGAUAUUUUACAGUUUAUCUGUAUUAUAGAUAAUAACUAAUAACACUAGUCACCAGUAUACCAUGUUGGGUAUUAGAUAUAUAUAUUCAGUUACGAGUAUAUAUUUACCGCCGUUUUGUAAAUCGUUCCAGUGAAACGGAGUCCUGAACGGAUCUCUGGAAUUGAUCUCGUAUUUUGUUAUACCUCCAGCUCUACCCCAGGGAUCGACGGUCUGAUCCCAUCUGAUGAUACCGUCGUCCAUGCCGAUUUCCUCACCGUUGUAGGUGACUGCCGUGCCCGGCAACAUCAUCAACAACGUGUUAAUCGGAUCGACCAUGUCUUGACCGAACCGCGAAGCCACACGUUUGUUGUCAUGAUUGCCCACCUAUAAUUUACGUAUAAUAGUUAAAUAAUACGUAAAAUAGUUAUUGUUUUAGGGAAAUUACAAAAAAGUGGGCAGACAAAUUUUUUUCAAUGUAAAAGAAAAAAUUGAAUUUUUCUGCAAAAACCUGCUUUUUUCGCUAUUUCAUUCCAAUAUUAAUUUUUUGGGGAGCUUUUACAUUUACCAUAAUUCCCUUAUUUUCCAAAAUUAAUUUGGAAAUCUUGAGCUGUAUAAUAUUUAGCCACUUAUUAUAUCAUGUGUACCUAUAUCACAGUCGUGGAUUCAAUGUAGAUACUUAUUUAUGUACUCACCACCCAGUUGGCCCAUUGUCCGUGAGGCAUGUUGUCCAACCACAAGUUAACCACAUUUAUUAUGUCGUUUGCCGAAGACGUUUUAUUCAAAUAAGAGAUAAAAUUAAAGUUGAACGGCAUGUGCGCUCUGGGUUUAUCGUGGCUGUAGUACAUCAUAGUAUACUCGAUACUCGCGUACGCUUCGGUCAACAUAAGUCUACAUAAAAUUAAUCGGUAAGUUUUCGCAAAAAUGUAUAAUUGUUGGCUUUUAACCAUUUAUAGACAAAUAGUUAAUGUAUACUUAAUUACAUACUAUUAUGACUUCCAGAAAUAACACCAAAAUUGUACGACUGCAUAUGGUUAGGCUUUAAGGUUAAGCAUUUUUGACAUAGGAUGGGAUAAAAUCAUAGAUUUUGUAUAUAAAUAUAUAGUCGGAGUAUAUCUCUGAUAUACAGUCAGCUAGGAAUGCGCUGCAUAUUUGGUACCGUAUGUCGUACGAUCGUAAUGAUUUUGGUAGCUAAUAAUAAAAUCCCCAAAGUGCCACUAGGCGAAACCGCAACACAUUCCCCGGAUCCCCACAUCCCGUCUAAGUCUAUGAGUACAAAAGAUGAGGGUUUACACGUUUAAAAUUAACAUAUUUACUGUACAUGUAGGUGUAUAAUAUUAAAUUAUUAGGUACCUAUAUGUGUUAUAAAUGGGGCGUUUUACGAUUAGGUAAUUGAUUUGUUGUUUUGACUCCAGCAUUAAAGAUAUUUAAAUUAACUUAAAUGGAUAGGCUUUUUUUUUUUUUUUUUUGUUUAUGUCUCGAGAUAAGCUUUGAUGUAUUUAUAAUAAAUACAAACAUUUGCAUACAAUUUAUCAAAUUUUAGAGUUUCGUCAUUCUGAAUAACCUAUGCGAAAUUUAAAACUUAAGGGUUUUAAAAAUAAUUUGAUAUGAUUUUUACACGACAUGCAGUCCGUGUUGGAAAUGUUUUUUCAAAAAAAAACAUUUCGCCUGCUAUGGACGACUCGUAAAACCAACAUUGUAUGUGUGGAGUAUAAUAAUAUAAAAUUAUAAUUUAGUGUCCUUGGUGUAGUGAUAUUUUUUUAUACGAAUAAUAGUGGAGAUAUUUUUGUACCUACCUAAUAAUUAAAAGUGAUAAUAAUUACAAUCGGUAAUUUUGUAAUGUCAUGAUUUUGUUUUAUAAUUAUAUACUGGGUAAAUAUUUUUUUGGCGUUAAUAUUGAAAGCCAAACGGUAUAAUUCAACAGUUUUCCGUACCUCGUGUUUCCGUCUCGGUUUGUGUAUUCGUCCAAUACUGCUCUAAACUCUUCGACGAUUUUGUACGUGCCCAUUUGGUCUCUAGUAUAUUUGUGAUCGAGCAAAAAAUAUGUGUGAUUGUCGUCAAUGGUGUUCACACUGAUAAGCGGUUCGUCUUUAAACGAAGUGUCUUCGAUGAUAAACGGUAGAGCGUCGACGCGGAAUCCGUCGACGCCGAUGUCCAGCCAAAACCUGAGUACGUUCUUUUGGAACAAAAUAUUCAUAUUAGGUAAUAAUAUUGGUACGUGUAAAUAUACAGAAUUCACCAGAAAGGGGAAAAGUCAAUUUUGGACGACAUUCUCGGUUAAUACGUCUAUUUUGUAGGAAAUUUCAUACAUGGUCCAAUGGUAGUAGGUAACACUGUAGUUUUCAUAUUAUUAUUCGUUAUCAAGUUAUUUUAUCAUGCGGUUAAGGAUUAGUUAUGUCCCGUAACAUAAGUGAAUGGUGACAAGUAAAAUUAUGAAAUAUGAAAUAAGGCGUAGUGUUACUAAUUUUAAACGAUAAAUAUAUAAGUCAUUAAAACGAUUGAUAACAAUUAUUUAAGUUCCUAAUUAAUUUUUUAAAAAAUGCAUAAAGUUAUAAAUAGCCCAUAUAUUUUAAAAUUAAAUUAAAUUAAAAGCAUUUGAAAAGAUUUUAUGUUUUUCUUUUCUUAAAAGUAGUUGUUUAUGAAUAAUCUCCCUUUACAUAAACUCCGUAUAUAUUAUGAUUUGGCAAGUGAUUGUCGUCAAUGGUGUUCGCACUGAUAAGCGGUUCGUCUUUAAACGAAACGUCUUCGAUGAUAAACGGUAGAUCGUUUCAUUUAAAUAUGCACUAAAAAGCAUUAAAAUGUGGCAUAUAAUAUGCAAAUAAAACGAUAAAAACAUGCGAAAAAUACGCGGUAGAAAAAAAAUAUUAUAAUUUAAUUCAAAAUUUCAGUAGGUAAUGGUGCCAAAAAGUAAAACAAAAAUAAUUAUUAAUAUCCGACAAAUAUAUUUUUUUCACAAUGAUGUUUAUUUAUUUAAUUUUUUCUGUGAACUCUACCAGAAAUUUUACUUCGGUUUUCAACUGUAGCACUUGUUUUGAAAGGCAAUUUUACAAUGGUGGUACUUUAGAAAGGUAAUUUUUUGUUUUUCUCGGGAGUAUUCAUAAUAAAUGGGAAAAACGAGAAAAUGUACGUAAUGUAUCUUUUUCAAAUCGUAAAUACCUAUAGGCCUUUUAAACCAUAUACAACCGAACUCUGCUUAGAGUUAGCUUGUAACUUUGUUAGCAAUGAAUAAUUAUCGUGUGCAGAUAAACAUUAAGUUUACCCUUCUAGUUUACCCAUCGUUCGAAGUAUGUCCGUUUUUUUUUUUAUUGUUUAUUAUUAAAUGUGAUUUUUUUAUUUUUUGGGAAAUCUCGUCCAAAAUUUCCAGGUCUAUUCUUUUGGCGUUGGUGCAUAGUUUUCAUUGAAAUAAUAUAAUAAAUGUGCAAAUAUGUAAAUAUAAUUGUGUAAAAUAAAACUUCUCUAAUUAAUUCUAGUUGGCAUCUAUGGAUUGCUCUAAUUUUGAUAUUUGUAAACAAAUAAAAAUUAAUUACCUUCAUCUCUUCCAGUAGAGCCGGUGAAUUGAAGUUUAAAUCCGGUUGUUUAGUCGUAAAUUGGUGAAGGUAGUAUUGUCCCCUUUGAGCUGACCAUUCCCAUGCACUCCCAUCGAAAUAAUUUCGCUUAAAAAUGCAAAACAAUCGGUAUGAAAAAAGAUGUCGUGAAAGAAAUCAUAAGUAAAAACAUGAGAACAACUAAAUUAAUGGCCAGUGGUUAUGGCCAAGUAUUGAGAACUGUACUUCCAAGAAAUUUCAUAUAUAAUCGAAUCUACUUCGUUUACUGUGUUCUACCUAAUGUAAACUGUCUUGUAAAUUUUGACGAAUUUUAUAAACUUAAGAAUACAUAUUUUCGAUUAAAUUAUUUCUACUGGUUUAGUAAAGAAUUUAUCAUUCGUGAAAACUACACGGAUAUAUCUGAACAUUUUUUAAAUUAAUAUUAUUAAGGUUGAUAUUAUUUUAUUUACCCAGUUAUUCGGAGGAACUUUAUUGCCGUUUUCGUCAACUUUCCCGUCUAGCCAGACGUAAUAAUCGGUGUAAGGAUCGAUUUUUUGGAUCGAUUUAACAAACCACUCGUGUUCGUCGCUUGAAUGGUUGGGCACAAAAUCCAAUAAAACACGGACUCCUGGCAUUACGAAAAACAACAGUUAUGUUACUAGUAAGUAGUAUUUUCAUGUAAGAGUGUUUAUGACGAGUGUACAUAUGAAAUAAGAAAUUUCAUGUUAGAGACCGUGUUAUUCGAAACCCACGUAAAUUCACGAGUACCUACAAGUGAAAAGUUAAAUACAAGUGAAUUUACGUGUCACGUGAAAUACGUGAAUAUCCAUGUAUCCGUGCACUCGUGUAUCUGUAUACAAAUACACAAAUACAAGUAUACACGGGUACAAGAAAACACGUGUUCUAUUAAGACCUCAAUAGCUUCAACGUUUAAUUUUAGGUAAUCGAAUAAAUUAUAUACCGAGCGAUUUAAGUUUCUUUUGUAAUGACACGAAAUCGUCCAUUGUGCCGUACGUGCUGUCGAUGUUCGUAAAAUCUGAAACAUCGUAGCCGAAAUCGGCCAUAGGUGAUUGGAAUAUCGGCGACAACCAUAUGGCUCCGAUGCCGGUUUCGUUGAAAUGACCGGCCAUUUCUUCUAUACCUAUAAACACACAAAUCGUAAACGUGAUCGAGUUAGUUUAAUGCUCUAUUUUUGAAAACAUUGAUUUUCUAAAUGUGUGUUUUGUUAAAAUUAAAUACAAAACAAAUGACAAUCGUUGGCGUUUUUAAUGAAUUUUAAUAUAAUAAAAUUUAAACUAAACUCUGAAAAAUAUAUGAACUUUAUAAGCGAACCCUAUUAUACGAGUUUAACACUACCUCAUUUUCUAUUUCUAUCUAUUUCGAAUUCCUAGUCCGAGAGAGCAUUAUAAGAAAAUGGAAAACUCAUAUAAUAUUCUUUCAACGUUACCUUUCAGAUCUCCUAUGCCGUCACCGUCGCUGUCUUUGAACGAUCUCGGGUACACUUGAUAAAUGACACUGGUCUGCCACCAAUCCAAUUUUCCGAUAUCUAAACGGAUAGAUGGGUAAUAAAUAGUCAACGUUAGGCGCAUUAGGAAAAAAAAACAUAUUUUAAAAACAAAUUAAUUGCUUACCAAUCGCAUUUUCACCGAAAGCGAUCGACACUAGACCGAUGACAAUAAAACACUGCAAACGAUGAGACGUCAUCGUUCGGCGGUGCGAAUUUCGUCUGACGACCGGCGAGCGGAUUUUCGCACAUUUAUAGGGCCGAAUAAUUAUUUUUGCAACACGUGCAAAAUAAUUAUGGCCUUGACGCUUGUUAUAAUAAUAUGAAUGCGUUAUAAAUUUUUGGUAUAUUAAUAAUUAUUAUUUCUCGAUUGUUAUCCUAAUAUAAUAUAAUAAUAAUAUAUUAUAGACGAUUGUAAAUGACGAAAAGUAAACGGCGAUGGCGCGUGAUAAAAUUUGACGUGAGUCAAGUGUUGACACUGUAUAUAAUGAUACGUUCAAACUGUAAUUAAAAUUAUAGGUUGGUCGACGGUAGAAAAUAAACAUAGGACGAUAAAUAUAACCUAAGACACUAAUUGUCUUAGAAAGUAUUAACUUUUUCAAAAUUUAUUUUCUAGAACAUUUAAGAAAUGGAUAUUUCCGAAAUGUUACACAACCUUUUUCAUGAGUAGGAUAUGUGAGUGAAAGAUUUUAAGAAGAAGAUUUAUGAAAUCGUAAUCUUCAAAUUUGUUGAAAAUAUUAAAAUAUUAAUUUUUAUUUUUUACCGAAACUUACAAGUUUAAUUAAAAUACGAGUAAGUGCGUGUAAUCUUUAUCCCGUGAGUCAUAUAAAAAAAGAAAAAAAAACAGAAUUUGAUUAUCUCUAUUAUCUCGAGAGUUGUUGCAUUGAGUCUUCGCGGAACAAACCGCAUAUUAAUGGUAUUUUUAAUGAAGAUCAUUAUUUGAAAAUUAAAAGUAAAUAGUCGUUUUACCCUCAAAUAAUAGAGAGGAAAAAAAUAACAGUUAUGUAAAAUUGUAGAGCUGCUUGUUUCUAAAAUGUUCUAAAAAUUAAAUUCUGAAAGAAAGUUAGCACUUUCCAAGAUAAUGACACUGUAUAUUUAUUAGACCUUUUUUGAUUUUUAACUUUUUAAUUUUUUAUUCGAGUUAACUAGAAAUUGCUUCCUUGUAGUCUCAAACCUAUCCCAAGAAAAAAAAAAAAAUUUAGACCUUUCUUAUCGCAUAUUAAUUUUUUUAUAUAAAUAACAUAGAAUAAUAAUGAUCUUUCAAUUAAAUCACAUUUACUCAUUCAGUUCUAAAGUUACGAGGUUGCAUGUACGUAAGUCUUUUAUUAAAGAUCACAAAAAAUACAUACAUUUCACUCGGAAUCAAGUGAAAUAAUUGUACUGUUAUAAGAAUAUUUAUUUCUAGAAACCCAUAGAAAUUCUCAGAUUUUUUUUUUUAUUUUCAAUUCAUUAUAGUCUAUGAAACUAAUCUAUAAACAAGUACCAUUGGCCGUGUCAUUUCAUAAUUUAAAAAAUGAACCUUAUUUAGAUAUUUUUGGUUAAAAAGUGGCUGAGUUAUAAAGCUUUAUAAUAUGAAUAAAAAAGUUAUAAAAAGCUCAGUUUGUAUAGAAUUCUACAAAUUAACUAUUCUUAUAUAAGUACAUUUUUACUAAAUUCCAAGGGAAUUUUAUGUAUUUUUUUUUGUGAUUUUUAAGAAAAGACUAUGCGUCCAACCUCGUAACUUUCGAACCUAAUGAGUAAAUGUGAUUUAAUUGAAAGAAUCGUUAGUUUUCUAUGUUAUUUAAAUGGAAAAACUAAAUAUGCGAUGAUUGCGAUGAGCGAGUUCUAAAAUUUCUUUUUGGGCGUAAAUAUUUUUGGUUGAGUUUGACAAGGAAGCAAUAUCCAGUCAUAAUUCGAAAAAAAAAUAAAAAGUUUAAAAAUUAAAACAGCCUAAUAUUUACAGAUCAAACGCAUAAAUAAUAGUGGUAUGUUUUUCAUACAUGACUAUUUAUAAAUAUUAUAUAUAUAUCGUAUUUUUGCGGGUCAAUAUUCUGUUGGUAAUUUUGUUGUGGUGUCGGUGUUAUAUAUUUCUUUACGAUUACAUAGUAUAUCGUGUUUUAAUGCUCGAGAGUUGUUAUCAAUAUUGCGUGUUUGGAUUUUAUUUGGAUUAAAAAAAAACUUACAAGGGCUCGUCAAGGACAAUCGAUCCUUCAAAAGUAAUUACAUUAGGCGGAAAUUACAUUAUUUGAUGAGUUAUUCAUAGAAAUAAUAUUAUGACACCUAUUACAGCGAAAUAUUGAGAGUUUUUUUUACCUAUAUGAUCAUUUACAUAACUGAUUAUCGGUGGAAAUUAUAGGGUAACGUGUAGAUCCCCUCUUGGACUUAACACAACAGUUUAAAGCAGUUCAAACGUUUACAGUAAUUUUGAUGUUACGUGAAUAACUUGUUUACCUAUUGCUUUUUGCCGUAUAUACUAUACUAGCUAUCCCACGCCCGGCGUUGCCCGUGCCAAUUAGUAUUAUUAUUAUUAUUUUACCCGUAUUCAAUUUUGGUUUUGGCCGUGUUAAAAUUGAAUGAAAACAAAGAAGUGGAAAGUGGAUAGACCACCUUCAGCGGACUAAAUGUGUUCUAUGCUGAAAUUUGAAUAGUGUAAAUAAUACACUUUUCUGUAAUACCAAGGUAACCGUUGGAUAAACUAAAAUAAGUAAAUAAAUAAGCAAUUAGAUAUUCAUACCAAAUGUACCUAAAAACUUAAAACUCCCUAUUUUACCCCAUUAAGGGUUGAAUUUUCAAAAAUCCUUUCUUAUCGGAUGCCUCCGUCAUAACAGUUAUCUGCGUGUCAAAUUUCAGCCCGACCCGUUCAAUGGUUUGGGCUAGGCGAUGAUGAAUCAGUUAGUCAGGAAAUGUUAUUUUAUAUAUAUAUAUAUAUAUAGAUAGAUUGUAAAUUCGUCUAUUUUUAUGAUAAAAAUAAAUAAUAAUAAAUUAAAUACAUACUCGAAAUAAAGAUACGUUAUCUAAUUUUGCCAUUUUUAAUGUCGUUAUAUGCUCUUUGGUUACAAAUUGGCAAAAAAUGAACUUAUAAAACAAAACGUUCAAUCACAUAGGAGUGCGCAGAUUUCCGAUCAGGUGCAGCAUAUAUUUCUAUUUUCGUCAUACACAUUAUUUUAAGGAACAUUUUUAACAGAUCCUUAGCAAAUCGGUACAUUGUGUAUUUUUCAAGCCCAAAACAAGUAUUUGAUUAAUAGACAAGUAGUCUUGAUUCUAUCAUUGGCGUCAUUAGUAUUGGUUUAACAUUUUCGUUUUGAAGAAAUCGUAUAUUUUUAAAUUAUUAUUUUAGAUUCGGAGCGUAGCGAGGAAUGUAUUGGUUCCACAAUGAUGUUUAUAUAUUUAUUUUAUUGUUUUAUCCACGAACAAAUUUUCUACCAGAAAUCGAUUUCCAAGUGAAGUACUUUUUCUGAAAUAGGGUAAUAAAUAGGUUGGAAAACAAAAUGUCUGAAAAUAAUUUAACGGAAUAUAGACUGUACAACGGAUGACAAACCUAUCGAGGAAUAUUAAUUACAUGGGAAAUAAAAUUACGGAACCCGAUAAACUCGAUUUAAAGGCUAAAAAUCUGAUAUUCUUAUUGUUAUUGUAUGCAAAAUGUUUUCCGAUAUUUUGUUGUCGUAUAAUUUAUUUUCCUGUUGUUUUGCUCGGACAAUAAUGAUAAUGUUUCGGAAUUAAAAGAAAAUUAUUCUUCCAGUUUUUCUAAGUUCGGUAUGGUCGUAUAUGAUUAGUGGAGAUUCCAUUUUGACAUACCUAUAGGUAUUAUAAGAUAACGCUUUGAUUUGAUUUAUCACGACAAAAUUGACUAUAACCGUAUGCCCGUAUGCAUGACGGGCAUAUAACUGGUUUAAUACAGAUUUAAGUGUAAUAACGCAGAGAGGUCGGAAUCAGGAAAUAACGUGAAAAUACCUUUAAAGAUAAUCGUGAAAUCCCGACUAUUAAACGAGUAAGCCAAUUUAUAAUAUGUUAAUCGAUUGCGAUGACGUUUUUGUAGGAGUUGUAUUGAAAUUGUAUACUUCACUCACAUUAGUACGAGGGUUUUCAUUCACACUUCGUUGAGGAAUUACGAAUACUUCUUUUUCAUACGGAUAUUCGAAUUGUGCUCGAAAUCAUUAUAAACCUUAAAAAAUUCAUUGUUCCGCAUUUGCAACAUUAUAUUUCUAUUUGCGAUAGUUUAUCGUAUUAUAAUCUUACGAUAACAACGAGGUUGCGAGCAGCGUUAUAACUGUGCACAAUGAUUUCGAUUAUUAUUAUUAUUUUUUUUUUGUUAACGAUCAAGUACAGUGACAUUGCACACUACGGUCAAAUACAGCAUAAUAUUGAAAUUCUUCUGGGUGUUGAUGAAUUAUUAUAAUAUGGAUUAUUAUUGCGAUAAUGACAGUGCAAUAAUUCGUCUAGAAAAAAUUCAAACAUUGAAAACGUCGUCUAAUAAUAUAUUAUAUUAUUCAAUAAUAAAAUAGCAGUUUUCUAUUUUAAUGUUACUCAUCUAUUUUAUGAAUUACCUCUUAUAAAUUAUAAUAUAGUGAUUGGGAUACUGUAAUUCCGCAUUUAUACUUUCCUUUCCAGCCCUACAAUCACUUUCGUCUAUCUAAUUUAACCUAUGUCGCAUUUAACGUAGGGCUAACUAUAAGUAAAAAAUAUAAGGUCUAAAGCAUACGGAAAGGAUGGAGAAGAAAGAGUGUACCAUAAGGGUAUAUAAUUUUGUUUUGUUAAAUUGUAACUGUGAUUAAAUAAAAUAUAAUUAAAUAAAUAUAAUUAAAUAUUAAAUAAAUAUAAUUAUAAUAUACAUCCUUGGUAUACCGAGAUUUUUCUAAAACUCAUUAAAUAUAGCGAAAUAGGUAUUCGAAAUAAUCACCACUUUAAACUUACAGUUACAUCCCCCUCCCUCAGACAAAUUUAUAUGCACUUACCCCUUAAAUAAAAAUGUUUACGAUGGAAAUUCCGGAGGGGAAGUAUAUUUUUUAAAACGUUUUUUUGAUUCUAAGUAUUGGGUCAACUAUGAUGGCUAAUUUUUUUUCUUUCUGUCUGUAGAUAAUUUUUAACAGAAAUCUUGCUCCGAUGUAUCAAGUGAAGCACUUUUUUUGAAAAAAAAUUUUUAUCUUCUUGGUACUUUAGGGAGGACAUUUUUUGAGUUUCUAAACUGCUUAGUGUUUUUCAUAAUAAUCUGAAAAAACUACGGAAAAACGGGAAAAUUUACGAAAAUAAUGUUUAUAUGAUUUUCAAUUUUGUUUUUUAUUGUAAUUCAGUUAAAUACAUUCAUAGAGACUCGAAAUUUGGACAGAAAACUUAUAUUUGCUUUUCUAGACGUAUUAAUAUUUUCUAAAUAUGUACGCCAUUUAUAAACUAUUUAUAGACAUUUAAAUUUUGCAAGUAUUUUACGUAAUUUUUAUUCGAUAGGUACUGUGUAGAUAAAGUUGUUAGACUUAAAAGAAGUAUUUUUUCUUUUAUACAAAUUUUAAUAUCAAAUUUUGACGAAAAUCAUAAACAUUACGGCCUUUUAAAACAUAUUCUAUAACCGAUUUCCGCGCCGAAUCGGCUUUCGUUAGCAAUGAUUUAUCGUUUCGUACAGAUAUAAAUUAGAUUCCCCUUCAUAUCCUACCUUUCUACUUUUUCCUCUACAAUACUGGCCCACUCUUCGUGCGAAGUAUGUUCGUUCUUUAGAUAUCUAUGAUUAAAAAUUGUACUCGAGGUUCAUCAUAAGAAGUACUUAGUAAUCAAAAAAAAAGAAAAAGUUGAGCUUAAUGUAAUAGUUUUUUAUAUAAGUAAAUUUUAACAAAGAUCAUAAAAAUAAUGCAAUAUUUUAAGUGUAUUAUAAGUGAAUAUAAUUUUUUGAAAAAAUCACUCAAAAUCGUAUUUGGUAACCAUUGAUUUAUUGUUGUGUAACAGAUAUAAAUUGAAUUACUUUAUGUACUCUACCUUCCCAAAUUCUCACCUAUAACAGUGACAUGCCUAUCAGCAGUAUCAAUUAUUCAGUUUUCUUGUUGUAAUUCUGUUCAAGUAUAGUCGUAGAGCCUUGAACAUUUUCAAAAUAUUUUAGUAGUUUUUGAGUCAUUUGAAGUUUUUGAGUUUUUGUUUCGUUUCGUGUGGAUAAUAUUGUUUUACUAAGUGUAAAUAUUUGAAAAUAUAAUACAAUGAUUAAUCAUAAGUUAUAGUAUUUAGUGGUAAAAAACUUAAAUGUAAUUUAAAUUACGUCUAAAAUGAGCUGGCUGGGACACGUAUGGAGAUCGAGUAGGAUAAUGAAAGACGCAUUGAACUGAAAACAUGAUGGGAAGAUACUACAGGGUUGACUGGAGAAACGGGGGAUAAACGAACCCAACCAGAGCUUCCGGAUACUUGCGUUUUUUAAUCCGGAGGAAUUGGUAAAUGAUAGAAAGAAAAGGAGGAGGCGGUGUGUAUUAGUAAUGGACUUUAACGACCUAUAAAAGCUGAAGAAAAAGAAGUAAUUAAGGUUUUUUUUAAACAUUUUAAAUUUAAACAUCCUAACUCCUAACUUAAUUUUUGUUCAUUUUUAAAUUACUACAAAUUUUUUAAUAACGCACGUUUUUGACAUUAUCAUACAUGUUAAAUUCAUAACCUCAAAAAUAUCUAACCGGCAGUGCUUUUUAAACUGUGGUAAACAUUUAAAGUUAUAUACUUUAUGUCCAGCGUAAGAAAUUUAAUUCCAGACUCCAUCUGUUAAAGCCACUCCUUCGUUCCAACCUAACCAUACCCAUCAAAAUCAUUUUUUACAAAACUCUUCUUUAACUAAUCUGGACAUAUGGUAUAGUAAUCUAGGGCUCUGCCAAAAACUCAAAUAAAAGAACCAUACAAGUAUUCUAAAAUAUUUGUCUGCGGUUAAUCUUAGGUGCACCUUGAUUCAUCUCAAACGAGACUUUAAAUUCCGACCAUAAAUUAUCUUCCAUAAACGAAACUGUUGCUAUCUACUAUAAACGCUUCCACGUCAAACUACUAGAUAUUCCAAAUCAAAUAAUCAACGAGUUAGCUUUACUAACACUUCCUGGAAACCCUAAUAGACGCCUCAAAAAGAAACUGGUGCCAGGACUAUAAAACUUAAGAACUAAUAACUUAAAAAUAUUACAAGAUGUCAUAAAUGUGUGAUUUCCUCUUUAUGUUUAUAUAAAUGUCAACUGUCUGUACAUUAUUAAUAUUACUUAUUGUACAUUCUGUAUUUCAAAUAAAGUUUUAAAAAAAAAAAAAAAACUUCCUGUCCAAAUCAGCGAAACUAUUCCAGUUACUUGAUUGGGGAAAGUAUUUUGGCCUUUUCUUCCGGUUAUACGGUUGUAAUACGGUCGUAACACGCUGAUAAAAUAUUUGAUGGGUAACGUAUUAUAUUAUCAUGUCAAAAUUGAUAAAAUCCAGCGAUAAUACUAUCAGUUAUUACGUUAGUAAUUAUACUAUUAUUAUUACGCAUUGUUACUUAUGUUUAUUUUAGUAACUGCCAACGGUGAAAGUUUCUUCGGACAGGAAGAAAGAUCGGGAAUCAAUCGGGAAUAAUAAUAACAGUGUCCGAUUAUUGACGUUACGUUUGGAUUUCGAGGUAAUAUGUUAUUACAAUGAUAUUUUGUUAAUUGAAAUACCCAAAGUAGUACGUGCCUAAACAGUAUUUACGUAAUACUUGGACUACUAUCGACCGAAUGAAAAGUCGUCCGGAGUACAUUAAUAACUAUUAUAAUAUAGCGUUUGUAUUAAUUCUAUCAGGUUUGGCACGUAUAAUACAUAAAUGCAUAAUUGGUGUAUUAUUCGUAUGAUACACGGGACGUUCGUCUAUAUUUUAUACUGUAUGUAUGUAUGUAUGUUAUUUUUAUACCAAUAUGAUAUUGGUACGGCGAGACGCGAGACUGAUUUAUGCACUUAUUUGUUUCUAUUGUAACCUAGGUAAUUUUAAAAUGAAUACAAAUAAUACAAACAGAACUAUUUGUUCUAACUUAUGUGUUUAACUAUGAGUUAAACAUGUUUUAAUAAGUGAUAAACAUUGACGUUCGAAACGUUCAGUUAUUAACUAAUUAAGUAAUAUUUAAUGUUAUUAGUUAUUGCAUUAAUACUCAAUAAUGUUCAGGCUUCUAAACAAAUUUCAAAAUAAUAUUUUUAGAUUAAUUAUUUUUAUCCGGUUAGUUUACAGGCUAGUAGUAUAGUAGACAGCGGUCAAUACUAGUAUUCAUAAUCGCAAUAAAAACACGUGUUUACAUCUCUAUGACUUAUAAGUAAAGAUCGGAUUUACUCUUAAAACACUUAAAAUAUGAUGCUAAUAUUUUCUAGAAAAACCUUAAAAUGUUCUCAUUAUUAUAUUUUCUUAAAAGUUGGAAAAAUAUGCAAAAAUAACCAAUGAACAUCGAUACACGCUUUAAUGUAUAAGUUUUUUUUUACAACAUAAAUAAUUAGUGAGACUUACAUAUUAAAUAUAAAAAUAGUGCACUUAUGUAAGAGUAGGAAUAUAAUAUAAAUACAACCAUAUGGGUAAUUUAAUUUAAAAACCUAAAAAUCACGCUACACGUGAUUGGAAAAGUGCAAAACAAUAUAUUUGGACAUUUGAAUAGUUGAUAAUACUUAAUGAUAAACAAAUAUGUUGAUAUUAUUUCAAAGAGUAUUACUUUAUAUAUUAUUCUCAGUAUGAAAAUAACUUCCAGCACCGCAACUUAGCCACCAUGUUUAGUGAACGGUAACUUAUAAAAGAUAAGUACUAACACUGAACCUUUUUGUCAAAGAAAUACAACAAAAAAAAUUGUAAAUGUUCAAAAUAUAUUUAACCAGGUACCUACCAUAUUAUUAAGAUAAAUAUUUUUUUUACAAUUUAAAAUAUAUGCCAAAUAAGCAAUAUAGGCUAAUUGUUUCUUAACCUAUUCCUAUUCCCUUUUUCCUACGAACUCAAAAUUGAACGAAUCGUCAACAAUUUUUAGUCUCAUAAUUCUGCAUAAACUCAGUAACGAUACGUAAAAACAUAUAAACCCAGUCAUUACUUAUAAAUAUAGGUAUAGAAAAAAUGUCGGUUCAAAACACAUCAGGUGUUUUUCAUAAAAAAAUUAAAUGCCUUAACAAUAUUUAUACGUAUAAUAAAUGUACAAAAAAAUAUAUAAUAUAAACGCGUAUUAGUCUUAUACACGUUAAUGUAUACAACGUUUAUACAUAAAUUUGGCCGACCUUGAUUUCCAUCAAGCGCUCACUGAGGACGGGCUUACAUUUAAAGUGAAAACUCAACCGAGAAAAUUACGGCAAAACGCCGUGCUGAUGCAGUCUAUAGUGAUAAGUGAUGAAAAAAAAUACCUGUCCGACCUCGAAUAUAAAAUACGGGACAAUUAGUUUAAAUGGUUUCCUAAUGAACGGUGUAAUUGACCAGUAGGUAGUUACUAUUUACAAUACUAUAUUUUUUUUUCAGUCUAUGGACACGUUUUCUCCAAGUAAACUUGCAUCGAUUUUUAUGUAUAGUAACUUCUCUGAAAGCUCAAAUUGUUUAGAUAGUAAUUUAAAGAGGUCAUUUUUUUAAAUAAAAGCACGUAAGUGAGUAAAAACGUACAAUUUCACGAUUUUGUUAUUUUUUGAAAAAUCAAAUAUACUAUAAAUCAUUUAAUAAAAUGCGUCAAUGUAAAACGAUUACUUCUAUGCAAAUUUCCUGUACUAACUUUACAGAAACUUUCUUGGGAUAUUAUUAAUCUAGUUUGUGCAUUAAAGGGGUUUUGUAUCCGGUUCAGUUAAAAAUUCUCAAUUUACUUCAAUUUUCCGCGACUUCAAGCCACAAAAUCUCACCAUCUGCUCUGUUUGAAUUUAAUUGCAUUUCUUUCAAAAUGCCUGUACUCUACUGUUUGUCAAUUUUUAAAUAAUCCACAUGAUAAUAUAUUGUUUUCCUUGUGAUAUUAGAAUUUUUUCGGGAUUACAUUUAGGACUUAAUUUUAUGUUUAACGUAUAAAAUAGUUAUUUACGUUUAUUCGGACAAAUAUUUAUUUCUUUUGACCGGUCAGUUUUUGCACUUUACGUUGCGUCUAUAGAUUAUUAAAUAUCGUCCAUCUUUUAAAUUCUAUUUGAAUCUUUUCUCCAGAGCGUCCUGUUUGUUUAGUUAAUAUGUAAAUAUUAUAAAAUAUGUCUCGCGUUUAGAUCACUGUCUGGAGCGGAGACGUAUUUGGUGGUCAUGAACGUGGGUACCGACGAAGAACGUGUUGACCAGUCCGGUUUAUCGACUGUAAACGAACAACAAACGUGGAUAGUACACACGCCCAGUAUAAAUUCACAAUAUUCCUUAGGGUGAGAUGAUAUAUUAAUAAAAUAACUGGAUAAUAGAUUUUAGACCAGAAAUUUUAGAUUUUAGAUUUGAUAGUUAGCUAUAGUUUUUGUGUUUAUAAAAAAAAGUACUUUUAAUUAAUUGUUUUGUUUAAAAUAUCAUUUGAAUUAUAAUAUAUCUAUAAAAAGUAUAAGGCAUAAAUAAUUCAAAAUCCGACCUUAUUUAUUAUCUAAAUUACGUAUUUAAAAUAAUUAUCGGAUUUCGAUUUUCUACUGUUUUGAACAUCUGUCUUAUUUUUUCUAUUAUUAGAUUAUAUAUUCUAUAAUAUAAAAAAGAAAUCUGAAGAAUUUGUUUAUGUUUUUUUUUUUUAACAUCACUUGAAGCAUCACUGGACGUAUAAGUCAAAUUAAAAAAUUGUUUUUGAAUUGUUUCAUGAGUUUUGUCAUAGACAAGACACUUUUAUUAUUAUAAACCCCUCAACCGAUUUUUAAAAUGUUUUCAAAAAUUCCUUAUGUUAUCGCGAUAGUCAGAAGCUAAUCAUUUUUUAAUGCUCUACAUUUUUACAAUUUAAAAUGCCGAACUUUGGUGUGAUAGGGACUGACAUAGAGAUUGGUAAUCACGAUUUAAUUGUUGUUUAAAUUUGUUUAUUGUUAUUAACACGGUCAAGGUGUUUAGGCGCAGCUAGUUAUAAUACAUAAAAUAUUAACAUUUGCUUUUUUUUAGAAACACUCUGAACUCGAGCGGUUUCACAAUGAGGCCUAUUCGGCAUUGGUGUUGACCAAUCAAAAUCUUCAUGAGAAUUUAUCGUCGUCGUCAUAAUCGGCGGGGUAUUCGUCACUGUCCGCAGUUACUCUGGUAGAUUUGGGAUGCAUUUCAGCCUGCCAAAACACAAUUUUUGCCGUCUGACACCACAAUUUAUUGGACGAUUAGAAUAACAGAAUUUAAUUAUAAUUUGUUUUUAUUUGUAUGAUAAAAUAGGGAACUCAUUGAUCUAUAAUAAUUAUUAUACUGUAUAAUGAUAUAGAUUAAUCACAAUCACAAAUUGUUUAUGUGCCUUGUAAAAUAAUUGCCAAUAACAUUCAAACCGAAAUUGUUAUUAAAUGAUUGGCCGGAAAAAUGUCAUUAGUAUUUCAUUCUAAAGCCGUAUAGUAUCACUUUGUAUGAAAGUAAAUUGUGUUGCGUCAUCGGUGCCGUUGUAUAUACCCAAAUGAGAGACAUCGUUAUUAUUUUGUUUUUGUACCACAGAUUCCUAGUUCUUUUUUAGGGAGGACAUUCUUUGAGAUUCCAAACGGUUUAGUAUAUUUCAUAAUAAUUUGUAAAAAAAAACCAAGGAAAACGGGAAAAUAUUCGAAAAUAAUGUUUACAUGAUUUUCAAUGUUGUUCCUUGUUGUAAUACAGUUAUACACGUUCGUAAAUACUUGAAAUUUGGACAGAAAACUUAUAUUUACUUUUCUAAACGUAUUAACUUUUUAAAAAUAUUUAUUUAUCAAUUUUUGUUAAUUUUUAAAUUACUACAACAUUCAGCGGUAAUUCAAUAACGCUCGUUUUUGAUAUUAUCAUACUUGUUAAAUUCCUAACCUCAAAAACAUCUAACCGGCAGUGCUCUUUAAAAUGCGGUGAAAGUUUAAAAUUAUAAACUUUCUGCCCAAAUCAGCGAAACCAUUCCAGUUGGUUUAUCGGCAAAAUUUUGGCCUUAUCUCACAGGUUAUACGGUUAUAAUACGCUGAUAAAAUAUUUGAUGGGUAACAUAUUAUAUUUUCACGUUAAAUUUGAUAAAAUCCAGCGUUUAUACUAUCAGUUAUUACGUUUGUAUAUGCAUUGUUACUUUUUUUUUUUUUUUUUAAUAAUUUAGCAACUGCCAACGGUGAAAGUUUCUUAUAUUAGUUAUAUAUUAAUCCCAUGAGGGUUAGUACGUAUAAUACAUAAAUGCAUAAUUAGUAUAUGAUCGUUUGACUGGAAUAGCUGGAAUACUCUUUUAAGUUGUCUUUGGGCACCAACAAAAUUUGUAGCGUUAUCGAAUUGUGUAACAGAACUUCGACCUCGACGAUUAAAAAAUCGAUUUAAUGCUUGUAGAAACGUUUUCGUAGUCAAAUCGCUAGUUUAUUCGAUGUGGACUGCCUUCAUCGCAAAAAAAAAAAAAAACAAAUAUUCCUACGUAUUUCUUUGAACAUUGAGCCUUUCGACGUAGACUGGAUCUAACUAUUACGGGACAGUAAAAUCGACGUCACAACAUUAAAAUGGUCGACUUUGCGCCACCCGAUCACCAGGUAAGCACCCAUAAUUGGUUGUACGAUGAGCGGUUUUUAUCUGAAACACGUAAUACACUUAUGCACGGUAUUUCGUGUGAUAUUACGCAUUUUCAACGGCCACUACUGCUAGCGAAUCGAAACUAUGAGGGCUUACGGUCUACUACGCAACAGUUCUAAAUGCUUGCGACGAAAUAACAAUCGCAGGAACGCAUUGUCGCCAGGUAGAACUAUCGGAUUUCGCUGAUCCACAUCUAAUGCCGUAGCAUUUUUCAAAUGGCCGCUAAUACGAAAAAUUUCAUUCUUAUCAAUAAACGGUCACAGUCUUAAUUAUUUGCUCGUCGUUGCGACUUGCGUACCUUUCCUUAAGACUUUGAUCUCCCUUCUGAAGUGUCCCCGCUGUAUCAUUUUAACUAAUGAAAUAUUUGCGUAUUCUGUUUCGGCUUCUUGCAGCGGUCCUUGAUGACCUUGUUUUUCCCCCUUUUAAAAUUAUUUCGCCAACGCAAAUAAUAAGCCGUGAUACGUACAAUUUUAUUUAAAGACGAUCGCUUCGAUAACAAUGGAUAAUCGCUGUUGGUUGUGCAAGCAAGACUAUGAGUGCGUUUGUGUAGCAUGCUUAGACACAUACGGUGCUAAUGCUAACGCUCACGCUUAUGAACGGUUCGUUUGGAUACAUAGCUAAAUAGCAUUGCUAGGUGGAUCACAAGACGAACGCAAAUGUAAGCAUAUUGAUUGUACUAUCAACGCAGUAAUCAGCUGUUUAUUGUCAUCUCUAGGUAUUAUAAUUGUAACGACUGGCGAUGUUAUUUUAAAAAUUGUUAAAAUGUUAUGUACUUUAAACAUUUUCAUUUCUAUAAAUUUAUAUACAAAGCGUAGUCUAAACAGCGUGGUCGUAUUCUUUGGUUAGGUUAAUUUAGCAUAGAUUUACCAAGAAAAAAAACAUCUGACCUAUGUACAACCGUGUACAUGGGUCUCAAAGAGAGGUUAAACUAUUUUUUUGAUCAAACCUAUGCUAAACUAACCUAACAUUGCAUUUUGUAUAAACCUAGACUAAACUAACCUAAGCCCUAGGGCGUUCAAGGUGUAAUUUAUUUUAUUUUAUUUUUGUAAUUUAAUGUUUAUCUAGAUUAGUUUCUCGAUAAGAAAAAUUUACUUAAAGAAUUUUUAAAAUAUAUGUACGUAUUAUAGUUUCUAAUUAUUAAUAAAAUAAUAAAAUAAAAAAAAAAGUUAUUAAAUUAGUUAAUACUGUUAAAUAAAUAUUAUGAUAAGUCAAAAUGUAAAACGCUACUGAAUAUAAAAACUUAAAUGAAGGAAUACAUAGAAAAAAUUAUACAAAUAAUUAAUUUUAAUACGAGAGACUAUUUAAAAUGGGUUAUUAUUAGACAUAAAUAUGUUAAGAAAUAUGAAUUAUUUGGUUAUUAUUUAUAAUCUAAAAUGUUAAUUGUCUAAAAUAUUGAUGUAUUUUGGAACGACUUUAAAUGUCUUACAAGUUUUAUUUUUAUUUAAUUUUUUUUUCUAAUUAUUGUUUUAAAAUUGUAUUACUAAAAACUUAAUCAGUUACAUUAUGGGUCACACAAGCCGAUUAGACAAAUGAUUAUAAAAAUGAUCCGUCAUUAUCCGUUUACAAUCGGAACAUAGAAUUUUCGAAUUAUCUAUAUUUUUUUAUUCCGAAAGUAAUCGAGAUUUUCGCAAGGGAAUGACAUUUAUUUCGACUUAUCAAAGUUUUUGGUUUGUCCACUGUACUCGUACUUGUAAUAAUAUUAUAGAUUAUAUUUUAUGUUGAAUAAUAACAAGUAGUUAACGAAGUAUUUAGGCAGGUAUAGUAUAUACGUCAAACUGUACGCACAAUAUUUUAAUAUUGUACAAGGGUGAAGCUAGGUAAUACAGCUGAUGGGUUAUAGUGGAAAAAAUAUUUAAGAAAUUACCAAAAUGAUUCGCAAACUACAUUGUCGAAUUGAUUUAUUGAAAUUAAUUACAAAUUAAGCAUAAACGAAAAAUAAGAACAAAUGAUGAAAUUUAAUUUCAAGAAUAUAAGUAAAUCGAUAUUUUCUAAAGGGAGGAAUCGAAAUUAAUACCAUAGAUUCUCACCGCAAUGAACUUUAUUGCCAAAAAGAGUCCACAUGCUGCAACAUUUGAAAAAUAAGACCAUAAAUCGUAUCAGUCGGUCGUUCGACCUGCAUUACAAUGAAGAUUGCAUGUUUCUACAAACCUAUUAUUUACUUAAACUAAUUCGUAUAUCUACAUUUAAUUUUAGAUUCUGAGUAUGGCGAAGAAUGCAUUGGUUUUCCUAAGAUGUUUAUUUUUUUAAAUUUUUUUUUUAUCCUGUGUACAAAAACUCGACCAUAAUUCUUGCUAAAAUAUAUACGUGCGACAUUAUUUCUAAAAGGGAAUGUUGUCCAGAUGGUACUUAUGGGUGGUCAUUUUUUUGAUUUUCAAUCGGUUUUCAUAAUAACUAGGAAAAACCGGCAUAAAAUGUUGGAAAAACCGAAAAUGUACGAAAUGUAGGUAUUAGAAAAAAAAUAUUAUGGCCUUUUUUUCCGUGUACAACUUUUCCACCAGCAAUUUCGUUCCGAUUUACAAUGAUAACAUUUUUUUCUGAAAGUAAAUCUGACUGGGAAAGUACUUAAGGGAGGUGAUUAUUUGAUUUUUCCAAGAGUUUUCUUAGCAAAUGUGAUAAUCCGGGAAACGACAUUGGAAACCAGGAAAAACGCAGGGAAAACGAGAAAUUCGAUACAAUAUUAAAUACAUUUUAUUAAAGAAAAUAUAUAAUGCCUGUUUGAUUAUUUUACCAUAAUAUGAUAUACAUAUAUAUAUAUAUAUAUAUAUUGUUGAAAAAGCAUCACUAUCAACUGAACUGCGGUAAGAGCCUUUUUUUUUUUGUUAGAAAUGGUUUAUUGUUGUUUACAGAUAUACAUUAUAUUACCUAUAAAAGUAGCUGCACCCAUCUCCAUUAUCCUAGGACGUUUUUUUAUUAUUACAAUAUUACAUAAUUGUGAUUGAUAUGAAUGACUUAAUCCUUCAUCGUCGUACAAUUAUAAUUUUUAUUAUUAUUGUCCUAUAUUUACGUUGAUUUAUCUGCGUAUUGUUCUUAUACUAAUCCAAUAUAAUUAUAAAGGCUUAAUUCUUCGUAAAUUAUACGAGCACGAGAACAAUUUGUGUAUUCCAAUCGAUAAGUUUCGAUUAUUUCACAUACACAAUUACGUGUGAAUAGUUAUGAAAUACAAAACUAAACGAUAAUUAAAAUCGCACGAUUUGAAUUAAUCAAUACAAAUAAUUGGGUAAAAACUGUGGCAGUAUUUAUUAUUUUAUAGCGGGUAAUUAAACUGAUUAUAUUUACGGAUAUAAUAUUCAUAUAUAAAUAAAAGAAAAUAUUUUGAUAACACGAAUUUGUCAGCAACAUCCAUUUAAUAACUUUGAGUUCAUAUCGCAAAAACUAGUUAAGUAAAAUCUCAUUUUUUCAAGUUAUUAAAUUAUACAAAAUCGAGUAAUUGAUAGUAUUGAUUUUUAAUAUUUUAGUAAUUUUAAUGAAUUGUUUUUACAUAUAAUUUAUAAACAACUGUGGUUUUAGUCAGUCAGUCAGUUUCAUUUGGAAACAAAAUUAUGAUAUUUAAUAUGUGCUGGAUUAUUAUAUUAUUAAUACACACGUUUGGUAUGGUUCAUGGAAAUAUCCAUUAUCCAGCAAAAAAACCAGACGGUGAAUGGUGGUCCAACACCAUAAUAUAUCAAGUGUAUCCAAUGUCAUUUAAAGACAGUAACAAUGAUGGUAUUGGUGAUUUAAAAGGUAAAGUAUUAAUGCAUUGCAGACACACAUACACAAAAAAAAUGUAUGCAAGUUUUUCGGAUUUAAUUGACCCCAUUAUAUUUUAUCAAGGAAUUAUUCAAAAGCUUGAUCAUUUUGUCGAUCUUGGAAUAGAAACUUUAUGGGUAGGUCCAAUAUUUAAAUCCCCUAUGAAUGAUUUGGGAUAUGACGUGGAAGAUUUUAAAGUGAUAAAUUCUAUAUUUGGUACGAUGGAUGACUUUAAUGAAUUAAUUUCAGAAAUGAAAAAGCGAAGUAAUUAUUAUUUAUUAAAAUCUCGAAAUUACUGUGUGACGACCAAAAUACUUUCACCGCAAAUCAAUAUUGAAUUUUAUUAAAAAUUUGUUUUAUAGAUCUUCGUCUUAUAACAGAUUUCAUACCAAAUCACUCAAGUGAUCAGUGUGAGUGGUUUCAAAAAUCAAUUAAAAAAGAAGGGAAGUAUACUGAUUAUUAUAUUUGGCAUGAUGCUAAAAAUCAAAUCGAAGUCUUAAAAAAUUCUUCAGUAACGCCAAUACCUCCAAAUAAUUGGGUAAUAUCUUUAUAUUAAAAUUCUAAAACCUAAUAUUUUAGUAAAAUGUCCCGUUUUCCAACGUUUUUCUCGGUUUCGUCCAAUUUUUAGGAAAAAUAAAAACAACAUCAAAAAACAGAUAUCUUAUCCAGAGGUUGGGUUUGCAUUCGGAAAGGACGCUUUUCUUGAAAUUCGGAACAACAUUUCUGUUAAAGAAAUCUGUAAUUUAUUUUAAAUUGUGAAUUUGUCAAUGCCUUAAAUUUGUUAAUUUUUAUUUUACACCUUUUUCCGAUUUGUUAAACUAUAUUAAAAACUGAUUGGAAAAUCAAAAUUAUCUUAUUCACCAGCAAGAUCCAAAAUUAAAUACUUGAUUGGAGUACAAUUUCUAGAAGAGAACCUAAACCGGGAAAACUUAAAAUAAUAAAAUCGGGAACACCACGGUGUGCUUAUCCAUUUUUUCCAUCAUUUUUUUUUCAAUUUUUAUAAGCUGAUUUAAAAUUUUUGGAAAAUCAAACAAUUGCCCGUUUAAAGUACCUUCCUAGUGAAAUUUCCUUUUAAAAACAUUGUUAUCAUUAAAUGUUGGAGAAAAAUUGCUAGUAGUAAAGUUAUGCACUGAAAAAAACAGUAAUAUACAAAUAUAUUUCCUACAUUUUCCCGUUUUUCCUCUGUUUUUUUCACUUUUUCAAAUUUAAUGAGGAAAUCGAAAAUUGAUCAUUUUAAAGUACGUUCCUUGUGAAAUUUCUGUUUAGAAAUAUUGCUGUCAUUAAAAGUUGGAACAAAAUUACUGGUAAAAAAGUUGUUCAUAGAAAAAAAAUCGUAAGAUAAUAUUUCUUAUAUUUCGUAAAUUUUCCCAUUUUUUUUUAGAAUACCCCCCCCCCACGCCGAUUUUCUUUCUAAAUAGGUUCUAGACGUAGAAAUCCGAGCAAGUCUUCUGGUAGAAAAGUUGUGCACAUAUAAAAAAAAAAAAUCUUUGUAGAAUUAUAGGAUUCUUCGCCCACUCCGAAUCUGAAAUGAAAUCUCCCUAUCAAUAUAACAGAUGAACAAAUUGAGAGGAGAUCUUGAUAAAAAUCAACUAAAUUUUUUUCUCAGUUAUAAAUUUAAGAAUACCUUUAAGGGGAAAUUAGUCAAACAAUAGUCUAACUAGUUAAAAUAAAAAAAAUAUUUACGACACGCCGUAGUGUUAGAGGUUUCAUUAUCUUCAAUUUGUGAUUUUGUGUUUUUUUAUCAGAAAUAUUGCUCCGAUCAAAAAUUUACAUAGUUUUGAUUUUUUCCUUAUAACUAGAAACUGAAUUUCUAUGUUUUUACAUAUUUUUACUGAGAUCAUGCAUAUUUAAUUGGUUAAGCUUUCUCGACGAUUUAUUUAUCUAGGAACCGGUACACUAGAUUUUUUAGCGCAUCAAAAAGAAUAUUUCGAGGUUAAAGCUCAUUUUGUGCAAAAAACAUAUUUUAGGAAAUAUUUCGACAUUUUGGGGUUUAAUUUGAAUAAUUUUUAAAAAAUCAUGAUUCAUGACGAAAUGACGCAAAACAAUAUUGAUAAGAAAAUAAAUUAUAAAUUAUUCUCUAGAUCUCUUACUGAUAUCAUUGAUGUCAGUAAAUAUAAAUUCAUAUUGACUAAAAAAGAACUUACAUGUCUCCAGAAAACAUGGAGCAGUAUGUGGUCAUAAAUUGUUUGAAUAAUUAAUAAUCAUCUGUUAUUCAUCUAUUUACAAUUAUUUUGUAUUUUUAUUAUUUAAAACAUAUUAAUAUUUUUAUUUAUUAUGGUUUGUUUGCAUUUUUUAUAAAAACAAUAUUUUAUCAUAAAAUAAUAUUUUUACAUAUAAAAGAUUAUUUUGAUGAAAUUAUAGUGCAUAGAAAUAACUUAUUUUUAGGUUUUUAAGAACAUAUAAAUCAGAUUUCUAUAAUAUAAAAUCACUGAAAAUGAAAAGGUCUUUUGAUACUUAAAAUAGUUUUCAUAAUAAUUGAAAAAAACUAAAAAAUUAAAAUAAGUUUAUAUUUACGGUAACUUAUGAGGGUGUGGAAACAUAACUAUUGACGGGCCUCUGAAUAAUACUAAUUUUAAAGAUAAAAAGUAAUUUUUAAACAAUGGAUAAUAAUAAUAUGUACAAUUUUAUAAACAGCUAAGUAUAUUUGGUAAAACUGCAUGGUUUUGGCAUCAAGAUCGCAAACAAUUUUAUUACCACCAAUUUAAUUAUAAACAACCAGACUUUAAUUUGAGAAAUCCCAGAGUUCAUCAAGAAUUUUUUGUAAGUAUAAAUAGUAUAAAGAAAUGUUUGUAGAAAAACCAUAAAGAAUUUUCAUAAGAAAAAAAAACUUAAAGAUUAAAGAUCGUUUUUUUUUAAGGACAUAUUUAAAUUUUGGUUGGAUAAAGGCAUUGAUGGAUUCCGGUUUGAUGCUUUAAAACAUUUAUAUGAAUCCGAAUUAUUACUCGAUGAACCAUAUUUACCAGGAAGAGAAGGUUUUCUCAACUAUAGCGAUCAAAUUCAUACAUAUACCGUAGAUCAACCGGAAGUCAUUGAUAUUAUUGUAGAAUGGCGAGCUUAUUUUGAAGACUAUAUAAAAAGCAACAAUUUGUCAUAUUCUAAGUAAAUAAUCUAAAUGUGUACUUUUACUUCAUUUCCAGUUAAUAAGUUACCUUACCUUUAUAUUUAUUAAAAAUAAUAUGGUUGGUUAAUCAGUGGCGUACCCUGGGGGGAGGGGAGUUUCGGAGGCUUCAGCUUGAUGGCCGUAUCAAUUUACAAAAAAAUAAUAUAAAUUAUUAUAUAAUUAUGCAUCGAUAACAUGUUUCCAAUCAAAUAGUAAUCAUCGUGUUACCUAUUUACCCAACGAAGUCCAAAUAAUUGUUCAAUACAAUUAUGUUAUUUUCAAAAUUAUCUCAAUAAAAAGACAAAUACAGAUAAAUUAUUAAGACAUUAAGACAUAUUUUUAUUGCAUCAUCAUUUAUAGAUUUUAUUAACUAUGAUUAAAUUUCAUCCCCUGUUGAAAAUGCUUGAGUACUUCUCUGCAUAGACAUGAUAAGUAUGAUAAGAUUAAGAUUACUACAUUUGUUUUCAUUAUACGUAGUACUUAGUGGUAAAAAAAAUAAUAAUAAUAAGUGCAAUGAUGAAUUUAUUUAUUUUUAUUUGUAAUUCAAAAUCAAAUAUUGAAGAUAAUCAUAAAUUGUAUAGCCUUCAAAACAUGUAUAACCAAACAUCUCUCUGAAUCGUUUCUCGUCAGCAAUGGUUUAUCGUUGGUUACAUGUAUAAAUUAAAUAAAUUAAUAUAUCCGACCUUUCUAACUAUUUAAUUUAGUAAAUCCUCUAUUUAAUGUAAUAAAUAUUUAAAUAUACCUAAGUUCCGUAUUUUAUCAUACCAAAAAUAAUUUUUCCAUAACAGGUUCUUUUUUUCCUUUAUCGUCUAAUCGUCAGGGAUGAAAAGUUCUAGAUCCUCCUUUGCAGUAUACUGUAUAGAUCAAUCGUCUAUAAAAAAUAUUUACAUGUUUUAAAGGCUUAUUGUAACAGAAUCGUAUUCAAAAACGGAAAUAUUAAGGCAAUAUUAUGGAACUUCGUCUAAACCUGGAGCACAACUACCAUUAAACUUUAAUUUAUUGCUGUCAGACAGAACAAAUCAAAUAAAAUCCAUUGAACAUAUCAUACAAGAUUGGCUAAUGACAAUGCCCGAAAACACUGUUCCCAAUUGGAAUGUAUGUAUCCAAAAUGUUAAUGAUGUAUUAAGUUUACCUAAUAUUGUUUUGCAUAAUCAAAUAAUAUAAUACAAAUUCAUGUUGUGAGCUAUAAUAUUUUAAUGUAAAAAAAUUCAAUUACAAUGUCUAAAUAAAAUGAAUUGUAAUAUAACUAUAAAGACAAACAUAUUAAAAUUUAAAAACUAUUUUUUUAAAAAUUAGAUUGAAAAUCAUGACAGACCGAGGAUAGCAUUAAAAUAUGGUGCUGAAGCAGUACCGUUAUUUACCGCCCUGAAACUAGCUCUUCCUGGUGUUGAUAUAACAUAUUAUGGUGGUGAAAUUGGCAUGGAUAAUACUUACGUGAGACCAGAUCAAAGAAAAGAUCCUAAUAACGCAGGGGGUGCUGAGGCAGACCUAACGAGAGAUGGUGAAAGGACCCCAAUGCAAUGGGAUGAUUCAAUAAACGCUGGUUUGUAAAAAUUAUUAUACAAAUAUUAUAAUAUAUAAUUUUUUUUUUUUUUUGAUUAUUAUUAAAUCGCAAGGCUAUAAUUUAAUUAUUUUUUAGUUAAUUUUUAAUAUUAAGGAAUUUAAAAUAAACCAUUUUAAAUAUAAGAAAUAAUCGAAAUAACUUUUUUAUUUUUAGUUGUAAAGUAAUAAAAUAAAAAAAUAUAAAAAUUAUAUAGCGUAAAGCACUAGUAAUUAUUACAAAAACAAAAAGAGCUGAUACGGGGAACAGGUGUAACCACUUUUGUAGGUGGGUAAUUAGGGAUGUGGGAUACAUAAAAUUAUUUAAAUUAUAUUUGUAACCAACGAUAAACCAUUACCAACGAAAAACGAUUCUGAACGGAGAUCGGUUAAUAGUAUUGCUUUUUCAAUAAUAUACAUACAAUAUUAUGGUAAAUAAGUAUUAAAUACUGUUCGUAACCAUUCGUAUAGACCAGUAACUAGUUUUGUUCCACAUCAUUUUUAAUUAAAACCAUUUUCGUCAAAAUUUGAUAUUAAAAUUUCUUUAUAAAAAAAAAUACUACAUUAAGCUAAUUUUUUUAACUUUUUGAUCACAAAGUCCAAUUUCUUAUGAACUCUCAACUUCUCUCUUCCUAUUCAUUUUUCAAGCAUUUCUGUUUGGUUUAACAAUUUUACUACAGAGUAGCUACCGAAUAAAAGUUAGGUACAAAACUCGCAAAAUUAAAAUGUCUAUAAAUAGCCCUAAAUAACUAUAAAUAAUGGUUUUUUUUUUUUUUUAGAUCAUGUUUAGAAAAGAAAAAUAUAAGUUUUGUAUCAAAAUUUCAAGUCUCUAUGAACUAGUAUAAGUUCCCAUAGGCCCCCUUCGAAGAAACACCAAUUAAAAAAAAAAAAUAUUUAAAAAUAUUAGUAUUUGCAGCUCUAAAUAAUCCGUCGAACAUGGUGGGACACACUGUAUUAUGGAACUCCGCUUAUAAUCGUUUUUCUUUUUUCAUUACUUUCCCUAAGACCUACCUACGACAUCGACAUCGACCACACAUGAAAGAUAAAUAAUAAAUCUGUUAUUUAUACAUAUUUAAAUGUUAAAUAAAGGAUUCACAGAAGCGAAAAAACCGUGGUUGCCAGUAAAUCCAAAUUACUACAAAAUCAACGUCGAGGCACAGAAAAAAAUACCAACAAGUAAUUAUAAUUUUUACAAAAAAAUGGUUCAAUUACGAAAAACGGAUACAUUAAAAUACGGUGACUUGAAAACCUAUAACGUUUCAGAUUCAAUUUACNAGGAAGUUGUUUUGUCUAAUAUCGUUGAUAUUUCCAAUGAUAAACUCUACGUAUAUUUAAGGAGCGCAAAUGCAUUGUGCAGCGAAGGGUAAUAAUAAUUUUUAGAUUUUUAUUUUAUUUCUUUACAUACCUAGAUAAUUUUGAAUAUCAAUUUUAAAAUUAAAUAAUUCAUUGAAUUACAUACCAUCGUGGUUUUUAGAAACACCGUAUUGAUUAAUUCUCCUGUGAAACCAUUGAUCAUGCGACCACAGUCUGUAGUUGUAUUGACGGAUAAAGAGAUUUCUGCCGACGAUCCAACGGAAGCUAGUAGUACUACCCGAAUUUGUUCUAAAUUAUUAAUUACAUUAUGUACAUUUUUCUUUACAAGAUUUUUAUUAUAAAUUUAUAUAAGUAAUUGUUUUGUUUUGUUUUUUUAUUUUCUGUACAUAUACUAUCAUUAUUGUACAUGUGAGCGGCAAUAUAAUUUUGUAUUCCAAAGAAAUAUUUGAAUCACAUAUAGAAAUGGACCAGCUUCACAAUAGUGUUGUGUGAUUUUCAACAAAUAUUUCCUAAUGGUCUUUGAAAAACGUGAAAGGAAUAUUACGAAACCGAUAACAAUGUAAUAAUUAUUUUAUCGUUCAAUGUGAUAUGGCAUUAAAAGUUGGGUAACCGUUUAUUUAAAUUGUUACACACUCAACAUCAAUGUAAUAUAAUAGUGUUAAUUUGAAUUGUCUUGAUAAACAAAAUAUCUUAUCAAUAAUACCGAUUGGUAUAAUAAUUUAAUUCUAUUAUUUCUUAGAAGACAUCCAAUUAUUUAGAUUUAUAAUUUGUUUUUUUCUUUUCGUAGUUUUGAACAACUUUUCUACCAAAAUCCUGAUACAAUCAAAAAGCGACAAAAGAGCCAUUUUGGAUGGUUUUGAAAUCAGUUGGUAUAUUAGAGAAGUCAU